Molecule: messenger RNA, 825 nt
Organism: Drosophila kikkawai
Lineage: Eukaryota; Metazoa; Arthropoda; Insecta; Diptera; Drosophilidae
Product: seminal metalloprotease 1
Biological process (GO): proteolysis
Molecular function (GO): metalloendopeptidase activity; zinc ion binding
Source: RefSeq, a predicted model, not a curated record
CAUGUCUUAAUAAUUACUAUACUAUCUCUGACUUUGGUUCUGAUCACUGGGGCUUUGGCCUUGCCAGCUGAUCGAAUCGAAACGGAUCCGGAACUGACAGCAGGUUAUGUGGAGGGUGAUAUGGUGCCCAAUGGCUCCCAAAGGAAUCUUUGGCGAAAUGAAACCUAUCGAUGGCCCAAUCGGAUUGUUUACUAUCAUAUCAAUAGCUAUAUAGAUACCGAACAUCGUAACCAAAUUGUUAAGGCCAUUCACAAGAUCGAGUCCGUUUCAUGUUUGACCUUCAAGGAGGCCACCACCGACCAGGAGUAUUAUGUGAAUGUUACCUCCGAAGAGGGUGGCUGCUUUUCCUACAUUGGCUACCUAAAUCGAGUCCAACAACUGAAUUUGCAGAAUUAUGAAAUCGAAGUUGGCUGCUUCCGACUCUACACAAUUGUCCAUGAGUUCUUACACGCCCUGGGCUUUUUCCAUCAGCAAAGUGCCGCCAAUCGAGAUGAUUAUGUGGAAAUUGUGGAGGAGAAUAUUACCGAGGGCAUGGAGUUUAAUUUUGAUAAAUAUACCGAGGCAACGGUCAAUGACUUUGGAGAGAAAUACGAUUACGACAGCGUUAUGCACUAUGGUCCUUAUGCAUUUUCCAAGAACGGUGAAAGGACCAUAGUAGCUUUUGAGGAGGGCAAGGAAGAUGCCAUAGGACAGAGACUCCAGCUAAGUGAAACGGAUAUCAGGAAACUAAAUGCCAUGUACAAUUGCCCCACUGUUUAGGGGAAUACUCUUUCUUUCUUUCCUCAACUUAAUGAUGAUAAAUUUCACCUUGAUAUUGCCACCUCA